UACUUCUGUUGUCAUUUUCCAAGAUAUACUGUCGAGGAAUUAAACCAUACACCAAAUCCCUUCACCACACAUCCACCUUUUCCUCAUUUCCCCUUUGCAAUUUCCCUUCUCCUCUCUUUCUUUCUGCACCAUCUCCAUUUUCAAGAACACACUACCUUUUCAAGCAUAUUUACAACCAGUCUUUUCACAACUUUCCAAAGAAUUCAAUCCUAAAAAAAAGAUUUGGACCUCUUUAUUCCCUUCCUCCCUUUCUCUUUUAUGCUCUUUGAGCUCCUUCUUCCUUUCCCUUGCUCAAGAUCUUGAUUUGGACGAGUGAGUGAAGACACAGAAAGGAAACCCUUGAGAAGAGAAAAAAAAAAGAUGCCCUUGUUGGAGGGUCGCUCAAAUUCAGCACUUCCUGAUCUCUCUCUCAACAUCAGCCCACCAAACUGUGAAAUCAACUCUAAAAGCUCCUUCACGGAGCUCUCGCUGGGCGGGCUAGGCCACCCGCCCAGCGACGAGCUCCAGAAGGGCGAAUACAAAACACAAAACCCUUAUCCGGCCGCGGAAUCGGACGAGCUCAGACCGAUCAAGGGCAUCCCCGUCUAUCCCAACCGUCCCUUCCCGUUCCUCGGCCUCGACAACAAGGAUCCAAAGAUGCGCUACUACCAAAUGCCUUACCCCUCUCCGCCGCCGCCUUAUUUCGUCGCCGAUCACCACCACAUGCCAAUGCUGAAUCUCGGCCCCUCCCCGCCGCCGCCCUACCGCGGCGGCGCGUAUCUCUACGGUGUCGGCCCUUCCUCCCACGAAGCCCCUCCUUCUUCGCAUCAUGGAAUCAUGAGAUCUUCGCGAUUCCUCCCCAAAUUUCCGGCGAAACGGAGCAUGAGAGCGCCGAGAAUGAGAUGGACAAGCACUCUCCACAGCCGCUUCGUUCAUGCAGUGGAGCUGCUCGGCGGCCAUGAAAGGGCGACGCCGAAGUCGGUGUUGGAGCUGAUGGAUGUGAAGGAUCUCACACUGGCGCAUGUGAAGAGCCAUUUACAGAUGUAUCGAACUAUCAAGACCACAGACAAGCCUGCGGCUUCCUCAGGUCAAUCAGAUGGGUCCGGUGAAGAUGAUCUGUCAACCGUGGCUAGCGGGGGGGACCGGUCAGGCUUAAGGCAGUUCUUGGAUCAGAGGGGGGGCGGACCUUCCGGUGGAACUAUGCAACAAGAAUAUGACCUAAACUACCCCUCCACCACUCCUACAUUGUGGAGCAAUUCUUCAAGUAGUAACCGAGAGGGGUGGUUGCAAAGCAACGGUGCUGAUUCACACAGCCUCGUCGGAUCGUUGUCCUUCCCGUGAUUGUCGUCUUAGCUAAGAGGAAAAAAAUGUGUGCACAGAGGUAAUUGGAUUAAAAGGAGAAUCUGAGCUUCUUCGGUAUGGAAAUGGGAGCUACUGCAGCAAAAGAAAGAGAAAGCAUGAGCUAAUACAAACAUUUUCAUUUGAAAUUUUGAAUUCUUGAUCGAGGUUCUUCUCUUUGUUGAUGGAAAAUGAAGGCAUGAACAUAUCUAUAUCUAUAUGUAUACAUACAUAUUUAUAUUUAUAUGUCCAUAAAGAGACGUUCCCAAUCAAGAAGAUGGGCGUGAAGCAGCCGGGAGUAUUUUAUAUUAAUUAGUUUCGACAUGUUCCUUCUCUUUAUUUCUUCGUUUUAGUUUGAUUUGGCUACUAAUGAUUUGCUAAUGUAACAAUUUAACUUAUAUUCUGUCAUCAUGUUGUAAAUGUAACAAUGCAAUUGCUCGUUUCUCUCAUAUUAAAGAGCGUAAAGAUGUUAGAGACA
Messenger RNA from Salvia splendens (bonfire salvia), 1795 nucleotides. RefSeq names its product transcription repressor KAN1. Gene Ontology annotation, molecular function: transcription cis-regulatory region binding. Gene Ontology annotation, biological process: regulation of DNA-templated transcription; abaxial cell fate specification. Gene Ontology annotation, cellular component: nucleus. The record is from RefSeq and is a predicted model, not a curated record. The coding region runs from base 361 to 1320 and encodes 319 amino acids. The transcript is spliced from 6 exons. NCBI's taxonomy places the organism in Eukaryota, Viridiplantae, Streptophyta, Magnoliopsida, Lamiales, Lamiaceae.